Rodentolepis nana is the source of this 228-nucleotide messenger RNA. The record is from the annotation of a GenBank genome assembly. Lineage: Eukaryota; Metazoa; Platyhelminthes; Cestoda; Cyclophyllidea; Hymenolepididae.
AUGGGUUCGGGGAGAGCUUCUAACUUGAUAGUUAACAGUGAGUUGCGUCCGCAAUCAGAGAAGCCACGACAACGGAGUAUGUCGAUUGCUCUUAGCAGGCUUCGGAGUCCAGGUGAUUUAAAAAUCGUCCCUACGAACCAUGAAGUGAAAGAAACUGAAACUUCUACAAUGGUAACCAGGACAAACGGAGUUCAGACUCAAAAUCAAUCAGCCAUUGAAACUCUUCAA